Messenger RNA from Colletotrichum paranaense, 405 nucleotides. RefSeq lists its product as uncharacterized. NCBI's taxonomy places the organism in Eukaryota, Fungi, Ascomycota, Sordariomycetes, Glomerellales, Glomerellaceae. The transcript has a single exon. The record is from RefSeq and is a predicted model, not a curated record. The coding region runs from base 1 to 405 and encodes 134 amino acids.
AUGGCUCAAUGCUCAGUGGCUGCUCCGUGCCUUGUCCCUGUUCCACUUUUCCUCGUCCAUCCGGGCAGCUGCCAGUUGUUCACCUCACCUCAAUCUAUCAGGUCAUCCCAUCCAGAGGCAAGUUCCAAGCAGGUACGUACGACAGAGAAGUACUUUCUACUUUCCUUUGCCAGCGAUACGAUCCGAUGCGAUUGUGAACCACGCCCGUGUGCUGCCGCUGCUCGUAUCUCGUUGUACCCAGAUAGGUUAUUAGCCAGAAAGACAGCUUCCUUACUAUGUACGCGUUGGGCACACCGAGUUUGUCGGUCAGAUCUGACAGCUCGCUCGCCUCGGACCCUUCGGCCAUGCGCUCCUGCCGUGUGUCGUGUCGCUCGCUGCUGCGCUUUGCCUGAAGUUGAUGACUGA